AGGUUUAAUUGGUGAUAUUUGGCGCCCUCUACUGGUGAACAAAUUAACUAUUGUGAUAACCCGGAAGUACAUCAAUCCAUCUCCCUCGGCUACACGUGUAGAAGUCCGGCUCUGUCCAACAUGGGGAAGUCCAAACAAACAGGGAACCACAAUAACGGCAAGAAGAAGAACAUCGCAAAGAAGUGGAAGACCAAGCGUAGGACCAAAGACCUGGACCAGAUCCACUCAGACAUGAAGCCAGAGACUGCAGCCAAACUGCUGCAUCAGGAAGUGGACUACGACGUGACCGGAUGUGCGCAACACUACUGCUUACACUGCGCGAGAUACUUUGUUGACAUGAGAUCCUUGAAAGAGCACUUCAAGACCAAAGUGCACAAAAAACGGUUAAAGCAGCUCAGGGAGGAGCCGUACACACAGGCAGAGGCAGAGCGAGCUGCAGGAAUGGGCUCCUACAUCCCUCCAAAAACCAUUGAAGUGAAGACGCAGCCUACUGAGGAGGACAUGGACUGAAAGCUGUUUACGUUACUGCAUGGACUCUCAAUAACGCGGGGGGGUCUGCUUGUGUUAUUUAUUAUGGUCACAAUGCCAGAUUGCUUGGGUGAAUGCAUCUUUGUGACAUCUUAUAAUCUUUUGCUGCAGGUAUCCAUGUAAACAAGUACGUGGCAGCAGCACUUGCAGAAUAAUAGACUUCAUAUAGAGUCAUUUUGUAUAUGUGGGGGAUUCUAGGAGGAACAGUUCUUCAGCUGGAGGUCUCUGUCUACAUGUCAGUGAUAAAUAUGUUUUACAGGUUUCUCUCCAAUCAGGGAUCCUAUGUGGUGUUGAUAGGUCUGCAAUAUUUUCCAUGUCUGGAUUAAAAGGAACUGACUAUGAUAAAAUGUAAAAUGUUCCAGACUUUAUCCCUUAUUCUGUUAUCGAAAAGAUAAAAUCCUUAUUCGUAAGGAAUAAAGUGCUUCUUAUAGUGAGUAAUAUCUGAUGUACCUCAGUUAUUUUCAAAUUACCACAUUUGAAGUUGUCAAAAUUAUUGAGCAGUCUAAUUUUAAAGGGGUUAAUUGUUGCUUUGCUUUAGGAUAUGGUCACAUUUGUUUUAAAAAUUAAAAAAUAGAAACAUUCAGGUAGAAAAAUACUAAUAAAAUUGAUUUUAUAGAG
This is a messenger RNA of Girardinichthys multiradiatus, 1146 nucleotides long. RefSeq names its product zinc finger protein 593 (gene znf593). The coding region runs from base 121 to 510 and encodes 129 amino acids. The record is from RefSeq and is a predicted model, not a curated record. Lineage: Eukaryota; Metazoa; Chordata; Actinopteri; Cyprinodontiformes; Goodeidae. The transcript has 4 exons. Gene Ontology annotation, molecular function: nucleic acid binding; zinc ion binding.